Molecule: messenger RNA, 5265 nt
Organism: Linnemannia hyalina
Lineage: Eukaryota; Fungi; Mortierellomycota; Mortierellomycetes; Mortierellales; Mortierellaceae
Source: the annotation of a GenBank genome assembly
AUGUCCAAGGAAUCGCAUCCAACCUCACGCCACGACAACAAUUCUGCCUCCUCCCAGCGUGUACGCAAGUUGGACAAGAUCUUCAACCUUUUUCGGCCGUCCAGCUCAGAGUCCAAGGCCAAGCAGUCCCAUAACACCAAAGCGACUCCUCAUCACCCUUCAACUGUCAGCGCCGAGUACAAUGUCGACAUCAACCAUGCAGUCUCAACCGCCGAGGUCAAAAGCACUACCUCCAAUGACCACCCGUCAGCUCUGUCGGCCAUACCUCGCUUGGACGUCUUCCCACAAAAUAUCAGCCCACCUACCGUCCCCAUCACUUUACCCAACUUCGGUGCUCGUAUCGACACCACUCCCCAGCUUGCCUUGUGCAUUGGUUUGCUCCCCAAGAUCGGCGAUCCCAUCAACCAGCAAGAGGAUCUCUCGCAGGUUUUGUCCUCUGGCACUUCUGCACAACUUGCCUGGACCAAUUCUAUGAAACAAGACCCCGUUGAACAGGAACGUCUGCGUUGGCUAGAAGCUCGCAUGGUGGAUGAGUUUACGAAAGAUACAUACAAGAACUCGACCGAGAUCGCGGAGAUGGUCCUUAUUGGGCCUGUUCUCGACAACGAGCACUUUCGCAGGUUGCUGUCGUGCACCAUCACAGCAUUCGACCAGGCUGUGCUUCUGGACGUCGAUUUGCUGCAGGGUCUGGUGCAAUUGGUCCAAUCUGCUCCCUCCGAAGCUCUGCUCCCUGACGACCUGGUAAAGAUUCUCCGCAUCCUCAGACUUCGUCUGCAGGACACCCACCGGCAAACCUCAGUGCAUCCUUUCCAUCUCACUCUGGCAGUUUCGAGGCUGCUUGAUGUAAUGGCGGAGCACAAGGUUCAGGACUUGGAUCGAGUCGAGGAGCAUGAACCUCUGUCUGGGGUGUUUUUGGGUUUGAGGGCGAGCUCAGAUCCCUACUUGAUGUACCAGGCAUGCUACGCGUUCCAAGCAUUGCAGUACGUGCCCAACAACGAGUCGCCAUUGCAGGCAGUUCUCCGACACUCUACCGGGGUUGUGGGCGGAUUAGUCAAAGUCUCCGCUGUGUUUAAGCUGGAUCUGGGAGCAGUUCUACAGGGGCUUGACGAGUUGCAAGAGGCGCUCGGCAGCGUCGCUGGGGUUGCUGAAACUGUCUAUGAUGGUACUUGCUCGGUGUUGGAGAGUGGCCGAGGCGUUCUUGAGAGUCUGAAAGAGGGACUCAGGUCAGGGAAGAAGCGUCCGUGGUACACUGCCAUUCGUGCCGCAUACGCUCUUGUUCAAGCCGGCCAACUCAAGGAUCUCAGCGUGCUCAUUUACGAGGCACCAUGUCGCCGUGACCCCUUGUUCCAGUGGGGUGUCUGCCAACUGCUGGGUGAGAUCGCGACUGACGACAUCUGGGAUAUCAACGUCCGUUUGCAGGUCGUUGUUUUUCUCGGAGAGCUGUACAAGAAUGAUUCACUGUGGGGCCAAGAUGAGAGCGUCAAGUCCUGGAUGCUGAACAUCAUUCACCAACUCUGCGCCUCUACUCACCAAGCUGUCAGCGACAACGCUCUUGCCUUGCUCAAAGAUCUCAACCAGGACCAGGAUACCGCCACCCGUCUUCCUUACCCGCUCAGAAAUCGCAUUCCUCUGCCUUCAUCGUCUCCAACGCUCGCCCGAGUCCAGGCUAUCCCCGAUGUCGACUACGAUCUGCACAGACUGAGACUUCGGCGCCUUGAAGAUCACGGAAGAAGUGUUUACAUUCAUCCUCAGGCGAAACCUAGCUUACAGGCGUCCGGCGAUACUUCGUUUCCGCUUAUGGAGAAGGUUUUGGAUUUCUUGGCCAGUCAGCGACAGGUGUUCCUGGUGCUGGGAGAUUCUGGUGCGGGCAAGUCGACGUUCAACCGUGAACUGGAGAAAGCCUUGUGGAAGACCUAUAAGAAGAACGGACCCAUCCCUCUCCAUAUCAGUCUCCCCACCAUUGACAAUCCAGCUAAGGGUCUCAUCGAGAAGCAGCUUAAACACCUCAAGUUUUCAGAGGAUCAGAUUCAGGAGUUGAAACACCGACAGUUUAUUCUCAUAUGUGAUGGAUACGACGAAAGUCAGCUCAAAGUCAACAUCCACACCACCAAUCAGUUCAACGGACCAGAACCAUGGAACGUCAAGAUCGUCAUCAGCUGCCGUACCCAGUAUUUGGGGCAGGACUAUCGCUCUCGCUUCCAACCUCAGCCCAUCGAUCGAUACCAGAGUAUUGCAACGGAUCUCUUCCAGGAGGCUGUCAUCGCCGCGUUUUCCAAAGCCCAGAUCCAGCAGUAUGUUGAAGAGUAUGUUAAGAAGCAACCUACAGUCGACCCUCUUCGGGACCGGCCAUCAUGGACCGCGAAUGAGUACAUGGACAAGUUGAAUGGGAUCAAAAACCUCAUAGAUCUCGUUUCGAACCCCUUUCUCCUGACGGUGGCCCUGGAUGCUCUCCCAUCUAUUGUCGAAUCCAAUAAGGAUCUUUCCGCGAUCACGAUCACCCGUGUGCAGUUGUACGACAGUUUCGUCAAGCGAUGGUACGAAGUCAACCGGAAGAGGCUGGAAGAGAGUCUGUUGAGCAACGAGGAGCGAAAUGAGCUGGAAAUUCUUAUCGACGACAACUUUCUCUACCAAGGUGUCCACUACCAGAGGAGCCUUGCAAUGUCGAUCUUCUUGGAGCACGCAGGCAACCCCAUCGUCAAGUACACCCAUGUUCGCGACAAAGACACUUGGAAGGAAACUUUCUUUUCCCCGAAAGGUCAGACUAAGUUGCUUCGCGAGUCGAGUACGGUGAUGCGGUCUGGCUCAUUCUUUCGUUUCCUCCAUCGGUCCCUACUGGAGUAUUUUUAUUCCAGAACUAUCUACGAUCCUCUCGAUCAUGAUGCCAAUGAUGAUUAUGGACUUGACGAACGCGAACCAGGUCCAGACCUCAUGACCUGCCUGUCUCGGAUGAACAUUGUGGAGGAGCCGUCGAUCCUGCAAUUCUUGGCCGAGCGUGUUGAUCAGGAUCCCUCUUUCCGACAACAACUCCGCGAUGCCAUCGAGCAAUCCAAGACCAAUGCCAGUGCCACCGUCGCCGCCGCCAACGCUAUCACGAUCCUGGUCAGAGCCGGUGUUCUGUUCAACGGCGCUGAUCUCUGUGGCAUCAAGAUCCCAGGCGCCGAUGUUUCCUACGGCCAGUUUGAUUCUGCAAAACUCCAAGGAGCCGACCUGACGGGCGUCGAUCUCUCGAGGAGUUGGUUGAGGCAAGCGGAUUUGAGCCAUGCACAGCUGGACGGCGUCCGGUUCGGAGAGCUGCCCUACAUCAAAGUGGACGGUACGGUACAAGCCUGUGCCUACUCGCCUGACGGAAGGAUGCUUGGAGUGGCGUUAUGGGGUGAUGGUCUUGGCGUCGGUAUUUACGACACCUCUACAUGGCAGCGAAUUCGUCUAAUCACAGCCACUCAAAAAGUCCUAUCUGUUGCGUUCUCGCCUGACAGCCGACGAAUCGUAUCUGGGGACUGGAAGGGAAUGGUUCGGUCGUGGGAUUGCACGAGCGGCGAGGAGUUGUUGGUUAUGAAGGGGCAGAGUGAUUUCGCUGCCUCAUUGGCGUACUCCCCUUGCGGUAAUCGUAUCGCCUCGGCCAGCGGCCAAACGGUGCAAUUGUGGGAUUCGUUGACCGGAGAGUGCAUCUUUGUUUUGGAAGGCCACACCUACUCGGUUAUGAGCGUCAAGUUUUCCCCGGAUGGACGGCAGCUUGUAUCAGGCAGCCUGGAUAGGACGAUUCGGUUUUGGGACUCAGAGACAGGAAAGCCAGGGGUCGUCUUCCGUCCUUCGUGGGAAGGGAUUUACGAUUUUGCCAUUUCUUCAGACGGCCGAUGGAUAGCUUCCGGUCACGAGGAUGGCAAAGUGCUGUUAUGGGAUGUAGUGUCCAGUAGCCCAGGUCCUGUUCUACAAGGUCACACCGACUGGGUUAGAGGAGUCGCAUUCUCUCCGAACGGCCAAUUGAUCGCUUCUGCCAGCAAGGACCGCAAGGUGAUGUUGUGGGACGCAUCGACAGGAGACCUUAUUUCCUCAUUUGACGGUCACUCGGACUCUAUAGGGGGCGUGGCCUUCUCUCCGGAUGGUCUUACCUUUGCAUCGGGAUCUGAGGACAAGACAUUGCGACUAUGGGAGACGAGCUCUAGUCCCUCCACAAUCGCGGUACAAAACCAGAUCGGUGACGCUUCCAAAGUGGCAUAUUCUCCCGAUGGCCUAUCUAUUUUCUCUUUCGUCCGCCCAGGUUUUAUCCGACAAGGGGAUGUCACAACAGGAGCGCUCGGAUCAGUGUCGUUUGAGUUGCCGGACCCGGAGUCGAUCUUUAGCCUGGAGUUUUCACCGGACGGCAGUCGGAUUGCAACCGGGUGCGAGGAUGGUUCAGUGCGAUUCUGGGAUCGCAGCACUGGCGCAGCAGGACCGGUCUUGGAGAUGCAUUCGAGCGCUGUGCGGUUAAUUGCUUAUUCAACUUGUGGUCACUGGAUCGCUACUUGUGACAAGGACAUGACUGUACGGUUAUGGGACCUUCGUGAUACGGAGCAGCAAUGCGUUCUUGUUGAAAGAGGUGUAGACAAUAACGACUGGAUCUUUGACUUGAAGUUCUCACCAACAGGCCAUCAACUUGCGGUCUGCACGGAGGCCGGAAAAGUCUGGCUUUUCGAUCCACGAACAAGAGUCCUCCUGACGUCCAAGAAGCUGAUGAGGAAGGCGAUCGUGGCAUUGGAUUAUUCGCCUAAUGGUCACCAGCUUUCCUUGGGCACUUGGACCUCGGUUGCCUUAUGGGACCUGCAAUCGGAUGAGACUAGUCUGGAGUUGAACGUGGCUGCCAGUCCGGUGUUCCCCUUUGGUAAAAGCGUGGCUGUUGCUUACUCGCCAUGCGGUCAGUUUCUGGCAUACUCCAACGCCGACUAUAUUGUGCAUCUCUGGCACCGACAUUCGACCAAAGGGAACAUCGAAAGCUGGUCUUGCGCAGCUGUGCUUCGUGUGUUUCAUGGUUUCAUCCCGAGCCUCUCUUGGAAUCCAGUUGUCCCGACGGAGUUCAUCACAGCCAGCAGAGAUGGGUCUGUUCGAGUAUGGCGAGUGUCGAGCGAUGAUGGAGCGGUCGCCGUCAAGAUGCUCUGGGGAACCAAUCUUAGGAGGCUUUGCACUGCAGGCACGGUUCUUGAAGGUGUAACUGGCCUGAGCUCGACCCACCAGAAGUUGAUAUCUCAACGCCGUGCCUCUGACAAGGGUCCAUCUUCAGAAGACGACUGA